Molecule: messenger RNA, 1394 nt
Organism: Hemicordylus capensis (graceful crag lizard)
Lineage: Eukaryota; Metazoa; Chordata; Lepidosauria; Squamata; Cordylidae
Product: receptor-transporting protein 2-like
Exons: 2
Coding region: 148-882 (244 amino acids)
Biological process (GO): protein targeting to membrane; detection of chemical stimulus involved in sensory perception of bitter taste; protein insertion into membrane
Molecular function (GO): olfactory receptor binding
Source: RefSeq, a predicted model, not a curated record
GUGAGGAGAGGGACCAAAAGAGAGACUUCGGCUUUCCUAAUGAAGUUGUGUUGGUUGGCAGGAGGGGCUGCAUCCCUUGUUUCUUUUCUUCAAAUUGCUUCUAUUAUUAUUUGAUUAUUAUUAAGCAAAACUCGUCCCAAAAGGAACAUGAAUAGGCUGAACAUGGAUUUUUGGAGAGAGGUCUUUGAAGAGCUGGUCAGAGAGGUAAACCCAAACGAUGCCUGGAGACUAACCAUGGACCGGCAGCUUGACUUCCAUCAUGUGGAGCCUGGGUGGGAGCAAUCGCUACUGGAGCAUGCCCAUGCCAGAUUUACAUGUUCACGAUGCUUCCGUAACUGGUCCUCACAUCAAGUUGUUAUCCUUUUUCACAUGCACUGGAAGAGAUAUGGGAGACAAGGGCAGGUCAAGAUGAGAUUCUUCGGCCAACAAUGUCAGCAGUGCUCUUCAAAUUAUGAGGAACCCCUGUUCAGUGAGAAGGAUGUUGACAACGUCUUGAGUCGCUUGAUCCUUGACAUACGGGAGAAGUGCUACGGAGAGAACGUUGAUCGUGGAGAACUCUCUGAGGUGAUAUGGGGACACAGCGGGCCCCAUAGGCCCCACUAUUGUCAAGCUUGCUAUUUGGGGAUACACCACAGGGAUCAUGGAUGGCCUGCAGGUACAGGGCAUCAUGGGAGACCCCAAAGUCCAGGGCAUUCCUGGGCCACUACAAAGGAAAGCAACAAAGCUAGUAAGAUAGACUCCAGCAUUCGAAAUUCCUCAACAGUACAACAGACCCAGCCACCCACAGAGCACCCAGAUCUCCGUAUUUUUAAGAUUAUUGUCAUAUUCAUAUUCAUAUUCAUAUUCAUAUUUAUUGCCUAUUUGAAAGACUGGUUCAAGUGAUGGCAAAAUGGUUUGAUAAAUUAGUGCAUGUUUAGACAUGUAUAUUCAGAAAUUAUUCUAAUCAAGCCACCUGUGCAAAAUAUUGUUAGUCAGAACCUUUCUGGUGGAGGUGUUUGCAUUCCCCUGCCCCCACACUUCGAUUGUUUUGCUCUAUGAAUAAAGUUUGAUCCACCCAAAUGAACUACUGCUUGUGACCAACCACCAAACAACAGUUGUAGUCGGAUUUAAGUGUCCAGAUGAUUUUAGUGCAGGACCACAAAUACCCCUUUUCAAGUGGUCCUUCUCUUGAAGAUAACAUUUCUUAGAUCAUAUAUUACUCUGUACUGUUUCUGCAAAAAUAGGAUUUUUCUCCGGCAGUUAGGUCCAUUGCAAUUUGAGCAUAGUACAGAAUGAAGCUGUAAGGAAGCUAAUUGUGGGCACGAAUUAGCCAGAGACAAGAAACAUAACUCCUUCCUCAUUCCAUCUUGUGCACUUAGAUAGGAACACAGGAAGCUGCCUUCUAUUGAGUCAGA